Molecule: messenger RNA, 2080 nt
Organism: Cyprinus carpio (common carp)
Lineage: Eukaryota; Metazoa; Chordata; Actinopteri; Cypriniformes; Cyprinidae
Gene: mgp
Product: matrix Gla protein-like
Exons: 4
Coding region: 1170-1640 (156 amino acids)
Cellular component (GO): extracellular region
Molecular function (GO): calcium ion binding
Source: RefSeq, a predicted model, not a curated record
UACUGAAUAAAAAAAUAAAAACCUAAACAUCUCUUCGCCUAGCUGGAUCUGGAUAAAAAUAUCACAUUGUGUAGAUCAAUAUACUGUAGGUCUGCUAUACAGUAAAAUUGCAUGCACAGUAAAAAGGUUAUGCGUACAGUACACAAUACUAGAGUCAGUGAACAAAACGUACCACCACAUAUUCACGCCUCAGGACUUUCACCCUGUGUGAAUUUCUUUCAAAUGACACUUUAUACAGUUGUUUCAUCAGAACUUGAUGGUUUUUAAGGAUAUGGGCUAUUGUUGACAGAGAGACCUGUUGGACAUUAUUCAAAAUUGGGGGAUCAUUGACAACAUGGGCUUGAAAUUCUCUAAGUCUGAUUGCAUUAUUGGCCAAAAACGAGGUUUAUGAUCUCUCUCUCUUGCUCCUGUGUGAAUAUAGGGCCCCUCCCUCCUUGGUGUUCUCAACAUUUAAUCCUAUGUUGGCCAAACUAAAUGCAUGUAGCUUACUGUAAAAUGAUACAUGAAUAGAUACCAAAACUGUUGAUAUAGUACAUGCAGUAAGCUAUGGAUUUUCUGUUGACAGAAGAUGUCUGAACUAUUGAUGCCACCGUGUACCUGCUUAGGUUAGGCUGUACUCUCAGUCCAGCCUCCUUCAGUGUUAGUCUGUGGUUUAUUACAUGGUCCACAAUUGUAGCACAAAUUUAGUUACACAGAUUUGAUAGUCUUCUUCUUUGUGCAUGUCCUACCCCUCCUCCAGGUCAUCCUCUCCCUCUCCCUCUCCCUCUCAUCAGCACUCUCCCUCUUCCUCUGACACCAUCCAUUUUUGUUGAAGAUAGGUGAACUUACCUGUUGCCUUUUUAUAGUGCUUAAACUUGACUGGUGUGUCUACAAUUAAGCAGCAGUGUGUGUGUAUACCUGGUGGCUGUGUUUAACCAAUUGGUUCAUGGGUGUGUUCAUUUGAAGCCUUUGCUUUGAAAUUGCAAGGAAAUUACAUCAUGAUAAAUUUCUGUGUCAAAUGCAUGUUUAGUGUAUUGCAAAUCACUGUGUGUAAUGUUUUGCAAAAAAAUGUGAAGCUGGCAAUGUGCUAACAGUUGUGCAAAUCUAGGCCUGUGUUUUGCUCCUUGAGUGUAAGGUUUUGUUAAUUCUGGGAAAGUUUUAAUUUUAGUGUGUAAGCAAUUGAAAUUGAAAUGUGUGUGUGUGUGUGUGUGUGUGUGUGUGUGUGUGUGUGUGUGUGUGUGUGUGUGUGUGUGUGUGUGUGUGUGUGUAAAUGUGCAUCAGUCAGUCAGUCUCAAUGUGUUUCAUGCUGUUUUGUGUUUUCAGAUGGAUCUGCUGCAGUCAUGUGUGUCGCUCUUCACUGUGUGUUUCUCUGUGUUUCUCUGGCACUAGGUGCUUAUUAUGAUUCUCAGGAGAGCCACGAGUCACUUCAAGUAUUUGUGAAUCCAUAUCAGGAGAAUGCUUUCAUGAGGAGUCCACGAGAUCCAAUCUACAGCCAGUACAUCUACAGGAGGAUGAAGUCUCUGGCCGAGCGGCGGGCCGAGAUCUGUGAGGAUUAUUCGCCCUGCCGUCUGUUCACACUGCACUACGGAUCACAGAUGGCCUAUCAAACGUACUUCAGCGCUCAGCAGCUUAAGCCCAACCCACAUCUGCGUCGCUACUGAGCCCCACCUCCACGUUACAUACGACCAAUCAAUCUCUUCAUUUAAAGGCGCUGUAUGUAGGAUUAACACAGACUGGUUGAACUAGGUAUUGCAGUCCAAAUUCAAAAUAUUGGAGAGUUUUUUUCACCCGGUCCCUCCUCCUCAGACUUGAAGCACAAGCAGGUUGCCAGAUUGACGCUCUGACCCCUUUCGUUUGCCAGCUUCCAUGACUGAAAUGAAAUGCGCUGUGUUUCCCGCCAACUGGCAACCCGGGGUGCUGAAAUAAUAUUGGGUAAAGUGGCAGUGAGUGGGUUUCAUAAACCAAAACAGACCGACAUUCCAGCCUGGAAUGCACAUUUUCAAAGGAGAAUAACUGACUGUAGCAUUGUUUUUCAGAUAAACAAGUAUGUUAACUUAGGAUGUUUCUAACAUAUCUGCAAACAUAUUAUGGUCUUUUUAUG